AUGGCCGAUGCUCCUCGACUGGCCUCAGACCCCGGCCUUCAGCUGUGCCCUGAAUUCGCUGACCCCGAGUAUGGCAUCUUGCGGCAGGGUUUGGUCGCGGCGGGCCAGGUCGCCUCAGAUGCCGCUGCGACUGAGCACCUGAUCGCCAUCUGGUCUGCCCACAAUGCUGCCAAGAGGGCCCUCUGGGCUGCCCAAGUCGAGGGCGACCGCCUCGCCGACGCCGACCGUCUUUUGCUCGAGGCAGAGGCCCGUCAGCACGCCGACGAUGCCGCUGCCGAGGAGGCCCUUCUCGCCCGAGAGAAGAGGCGCCCGCAGCUGGGCACGCUCCACUUCGAUC
Molecule: messenger RNA, 337 nt
Organism: Postia placenta MAD-698-R-SB12
Lineage: Eukaryota; Fungi; Basidiomycota; Agaricomycetes; Polyporales; Adustoporiaceae
Exons: 1
Source: RefSeq, a predicted model, not a curated record